Messenger RNA from Drosophila rhopaloa, 1773 nucleotides. RefSeq lists its product as uncharacterized. NCBI's taxonomy places the organism in Eukaryota, Metazoa, Arthropoda, Insecta, Diptera, Drosophilidae. The record is from RefSeq and is a predicted model, not a curated record. The coding region runs from base 1 to 1773 and encodes 590 amino acids. The transcript has a single exon.
AUGGCGUGGUGGAUUGUCCUGCUUUUGUGCAUUGGGAACUCUGGAGCCCAUGUAAUGGAUAUACUCAAUAAAAGUGACCCAAGCCUAGAGGAAAGUCUGUUGAGUCUCCUUCAGAGAUUGAAACUGGAGGAAUUUUACGACACGCUGCUUGUCUAUGGAGGGGAUUGUGUUUUACAUUCCCUAUCCAGACGUUUGGAUGUCUCCACAGUGCUGGUGUCCUCAGGUAGCACUAAUUUCGAUUGGAACUUCAGCAGUCUAACCCUGAUACUUAGCUGUGACCCCGACGCAGAGAGAGAGGUGACCUAUCGAACUCUGAUGAAGUUGCAACGAAACAGGCGUCUGAUAUACUUGCAACGAAAUAUCCAACCAAAAUCAGUGUGCAAUAGCUAUUCACAAAAGGAGCAACACAAUGUAGCCAUGGUGCGAGAACAUUUCGAUAAGUUGGGAGUUAUAUACGCCUGUCGGUACUUUGAAGAUCCCAACUUUGAAAAAAUAAGUUUAUGGGAUGAAAAACCAAUUUAUAUUGAAAACUUUCGAAAUAUGCAUGGAAAAGCUAUCAGAACAGUGGCGGAUCUUUUACCCCCUCGUUCCAUGAUUCAUCUAGAUGCAAAGAGCGGUGAUAUGCAGAUGAUGGGUUAUGUAGCCAAUUUAAUAAACAAUUACGCUCAGAAAGUGAAUGCUACACUGCAAUUGGAAGUUUUGAACAAUAAAUUCAUUGUGAGGGAAAUAUUAAAAAUGGUUGAAAACGAACAGCUUGACAUUGGCACUACUUUGGAUAUCUCAUUGCGAACGGCGAUCCUUGAAACAUCCAGCUAUCCAUACAUUCUGACAUCGUACUGCUUAAUGCUUCAGGUUCCAGCCAAAUUGCCAUACAAUAUGGUAUAUGCUAUGAUUGUGGAUCGUCUAGUGCUCGGCAUUAUCUUCGCCCUGUUUUGCCUACUCUCCAUACUUCUAAUAUAUAGUAAGAAAAUGUCCUGGCAGGACCUAAACCUGGCCAACAUCCUGUUAAACGACAAAAGCCUUCGUGGCCUUUUAGGCCAAUCUUUUCCAUUUCCCUCCAAUGCAGGAAAACAUUUGAGACUAAUAUUUUGCAUACUUUGUUUCGCCAGCAUUAUGAUGACCACUAUGUAUGAGGCUUAUCUGCAAUCUUUUUUUACGAAUCCCCCAUCUGAAUCCAAAAUUCACUCCUUCCAGGACAUUGGUAAAUAUCAACCAAAGAUUGCAAUGCCAUCGAUUGAGAUUGAAGCUCUGAUCAAGACCAAUAAUUCAUAUUUCCAAGAAAUUCAGAAAGAUGCCUUGAUAAUCUUUGACAAUUUGCCGGAGUACGCUAAGCUGCGAGAUGCCUUCAAUCUUAACUACAGUUUUGUGGUGACGGGAGAUCGUUGGAGUGCCUAUGCGGAGCAGCAGGAGCUCUUCAAGGACCCAGUCUUCUAUUUCGCAAGGGACCUCUGCUUUUCCCGCCUCAUCUAUAUGUCCAUUCCCCUCCGGGCACAUCUGCCAUAUCGACACCUCUUCGAGGAGCACAUGAUGCGGCAGCAGGAGUUUGGAUUGGUGAGUCACUGGAGGAGCCACAGCUUUUUCGAUAUGGUUAGAUUGGGACUAACACCGCUCAAGGACCUAAGUCGCCCAAAAACAAUUAGCCCAAGUAUAUUAUUGGAUGAUAUCUCAUGGAUACUGAAAAUCUAUCUGGCUGCCACUGUGCUAAGCAUUUGCUGCUUCUUGUUUGAAAUAGGAGGAGAAAAGUGGCUGCGUUGGCGUGAACUGAGGAAUUAA